Molecule: messenger RNA, 7617 nt
Organism: Wyeomyia smithii (pitcher-plant mosquito)
Lineage: Eukaryota; Metazoa; Arthropoda; Insecta; Diptera; Culicidae
Product: mucin-17-like
Exons: 9
Coding region: 455-7117 (2220 amino acids)
Source: RefSeq, a predicted model, not a curated record
AAGUUGAAAAAUUCUGUUCGGGUUGAUAGUCGUCAACAAAAAUAUUCGUCGGAAAAAGGUACAAAACCGCUGCUAGAAAGCCCUAAAAUAUGUACAAUUUGUUCAGUGUCUUCCCGGGCGCCGAUAGCAGGUAAAAAUUGGCCUACCACGACUAGGCUCGAGGCGUAAUUUUGCGUAGAAAUACACCGCGUCCCUGAGCAACAACGAGCAGGCGACAAAUUUUGAUUGCCAUUCAGCCUGUGAAGCUAGCCAUCAAAUUAAUAUCCUAUAAGAAAAAGGCAACUGAGGGACACUGCGUUUGGGCAACGACGACGACAGCGAAAUAUUUACUGGUGAAAGUACUUUGGUUUCUAUCUCUGCGGUCAUUGAUGUUGGAUCCUUGAGAAUCCCGAAGGUUCUGUAAUCACUCGCGGUGUAUUGUUUUCUAAAGCCGAUUCCCGAAAUCACCACUGCAAUGGACGACGACGGAGACUACCAGGAUGGUGAAAUAGUUUGGGUCAAACUAAGCUAUUGCUGGUGGCCAGGAGAAGUCUUCGGCGGGGAGCGAUUGACAGAGGAGUUUCUGUCGACGCUCAAGCGAAAACCGCUUGCCGUGGUAAAAUUUUUCGAGGAAGAUUCAUAUGAAUUUGUAAAAAAUACCAAUUUUAUCUACAAAUACAACUGUGCCCGGAAACAUGAAUUUUUGCGUAAAGGAUUGGAGCAAUACCGAACCAAAAAUAAACACAUGGAAAAAUUUCCGGCCGAUGUAAUGCGUGCCGAACGUGCAACGGGAGGUGAUCCGAACAUUGUUAACUCAACCGAUUAUUUGCCACACAAACGGGAAAGCUAUGCUGCCCUAUUUCAACAGGAUAAACCCAAGGGGAAGGGUAAAACAGUGUCCAUAGCAACUACAGCGCGCUCUGGCCAGAAAAUCCACUCGCCCAGCAAAGUAAUUCCUGUUAUCCCAGUGCGUAAACAUGAGGUUCGGAUUCUGGCGCAAGCGUCCUCAUCUUCCGGCAUCAAUGUCGGUGGCCGAAGUGUUAAACACUCAGCAAGCCCGCUCUUGUCUGUGAAUACUACACCAAGACUGGCAAAUGCUUCGGUCGAUCUCGGAAGUUCAUCAGUUUCCACAACUUCCGAUUCGUCAUCUACGCAAACCUACAACUGCCAUAAGUGUGGCAUGGAAAGCGGACGGCAAAAUGUGAUUCUAGUUCACGUCAAGUACUGUCGAGCAGUCCCGAUGAUGUCUUCUGCUGUGUCCUCGACCAAAGUUUUCCCUAAAUCGGUCGUAUCACCUCGAGAGCCAAAACCGGCAGACCUAAGUCCAGUUAAGACUCCAACUCCGUUGGAUCAAGUAUCGAGUCGUAAAAUCAAAUCACCCGUGUUGGAAGCGUGCGAGGAAAAAGGUCCGGAGCAAGAAGAGUUGGUAGAAGUUAUUCAAGUCGUAGAACCUGCGCGUGGUCGAGCCAGGAGUACUUCGAGAGGUGCUGUUCCGCUGACAGUAACACCAAAAUUGAGUGAUCGUCGCAAAACUAGAGGCAAAGGAAAGAACUCAGCCGUCGCCGCUGUUGUCUCACCCACUCUAGAUAUCGACAGGGAGGUCGCAAUGGAAGCCGGUGAAACACCACUGACGGAAGGACGUUCCGAAGAGCAAGCUAAAGAGUCAUUAAACUCUUCCGGUGACAAAUCAGAAAAAAUAAAACCGGAUGUUGAACUGAAGAAUGAACUUCUCGCAGAUUGGAGUGAAGAUGAACAGGACGAACCCGAUGGUGAACCGGUUAAGGACGAAAAAAGUUCAAAAAACGUUACACCCGAAGCUGACUCGAGUCGGUCGGCAAACGAAGAAAGGAAUAUAUCGCUGGCAAAUUUGAUGGACUCUAGCUUGGACAAAUCGACUGAGUCAUCGCCACAAGUUUUUUCACCUGUUUCAUCGGCAACCACGAUCAAGUACAGAAAUAUACCGAAGAAGCAGAAACGUGAAUUCGUAGAGGUAACAAAUGAUCAGUUAUCAGCAGCACCCGCUAGCUGUCAGAUUGAGAAGUCCUCUAGUGAGAGUAGUAUCAGUACAGCAGCAACAUGUGGUGAAACGCUUAGCGCUCCUGAUAAAACACCGACUGGCAGUGAAAGUGCAUUAUCGGAAAAACCUCUCAGUGCUAAGCAGCGAAUUUUAGAUCGCGCAACUCGCGGGUCUAGUAAAUCCGUAAGCAGCGAUGAAUUGAAACCAGAUUCCCCACAAAAAGCGGCAGUCACAGAAUCUCAAUCCGCUGCUGAGGGAGAGACACAAAAGGAAACUUCUUGUUUCGAUUUCAAGGAGGAAGAAGAAGAGGAAGUAGUUCUCAGUAAAUCCCCAAGAAGGUCACUUUCCAACAAACGUGACGCCUCUUUGGAGUUGAAUGCUGGUGCCUUGGAUGAGGAAAUUGAAAAAGAGCGUGCGAAAAAAGACACUGAGUUGAAAAAUGAAAUCGAUUCGCUCUUGUGCGAUACCAUUGUACCGACACUACCAGAAUUACCGAAAAUUUCCAGGCUACCGUCACCAGGCCCAUCAUCGUCACCACCAGAACCGGUAUUGCCGACAAAGGAAGAUCGCACACUUCCUCCGAAAGAACGCGGUAAGCGCAUCUUCAAAACCCGCAACAAAAUUAUAGAAAAUGAAGCCAUUGCCUUGGAACAGUCUAAAGCUAUCCUGCAAGAUUUCGUGAAACAAUCGCAUGAGCAAGAGCUGGCCGAGUUGCAUAAGCAGCAGCAAGCUGAAUCUAAAUUAAAUUCAGAAUCACCUACCACAACCAAUGAUGAUUCCCAAGAAUCGGCCACCUUUACUGAUCCUAAACGAUUUGAAAACUCGGAGUUCGUUGCUAUAAAAGCAAAACGAACAAAACUUCAGCAGGUGGAUAAAUUCAAAGCUGUUCCAGUGAUCGACAAAGAUACUUCUCAAGAGUCAGCGGUCAGUUCUAGUAUUGAAACAAAAGCUUCUGAAUCUGAAACGUUACCCGUUUCGAUCAAAAAAGAACAACUUGCUUUGGAUUCUCUCUCGCCACUGGCAAGUAAGGGCCGUAAAGGAAAGUUGCGAAAAUCCGCUACACCUCUUGUGGAAAUCGAAAAAGACAUGGAAUCAUCGAUUCCUAAUUCUAGUUCCGUGAGUCCUGCUGUAGAACCCACCCCGAAAACGAGGAAAAAGAGAAGCGGAGAACUGCAAAAUCUGUAUAUGGCUACAUUCGAUGCUCCGCGUUCGCGUAGAAGUAAGGCUACAAAGCCAGUUGAUGAUCCUGUAGCAGUUGAAUCAAAAGUAGAAACGAUUGUGUCGAUCGUGGCCGAAAACGAUACUAAACCGCACAAGCCUUCUGAAACAGAAACAGAAAAAAAUAAACAUGAAUUAUCUUCAAUGGAAUCUCCAUCACCUCUUGAAGAGCGUAAUCAGUUCUCUAAAACUACGCGGUCGAAGCGGUCUAGACAAUUACAACAGCAUACAGCUGAUUCGACGGCAGACAGACAUAAUGAGGUAGUCGAUGUUGAUAUUGCAGCAAAGGAACAGCCAGAAGAGUCUGUAGCUGUCGUCAAGCAGCAGCCUAUCAAAAUGAUCAUCAAAUCUAAGGGUAGAAAAUCUAAUUCGGAGCUCGUUUAUGGACCAGUGGUUGUAUCCCCUGAGCCAAUCAUUGAAGAGAUUAAGGAAAAACUUCCAAGAUCGCCAAAAAGUUCUAAAAGGAAAAAACAUCCACUUGAGGAAGUUGAACAUAUUCCACAGUUUGAUUUGGAAAGCUCGGAAGUACAGGAUACAACCCCGAUUAAGUCAUUAAAACUCAAGCGUCCUAAGUUUAGAAAUGAAGCCACCCGAACUCCAGACGAAAUUUUGCACGAUAAAGAACUGAUUGGGCCCAGUGCGACGGAUCUUCAGAUUGCUGAAGCGCUGAUACAUCUUCCGGAAUCUGCUCCUCCAAAAGUAGGUGUUCUAGAUCAAGAAGUAGAAUCGAAACUAAACAGCAUUUCAUCGGCACCAGUUCCGUCGAAGAGUAUAAACCCACGAAAACGACACCUGCAAACUCAUCUGCUGAGCACCGUCGAAUCAACUAAUCAGACUGGUUUAGUAGAAAGCGUAAUCAUUCCAGACAAAAAGAAGCGAGACAUGAUCGAAGUGGUUAGUGUGGCACCCGCAUCUGUCGUUGACAUCGAUAGGUCAGUCGUAGCCAUGCCGACAACGGCUCAUCAGUCUCUCGAUGAGGAUAAAUUUGAUAUCGUUAACAUUCCCAUCGUUAUGGACGAAAGCGAAUUGUUAGAAGAUACAACUAUUUCAACUACGACAAACAAGUUGCAAUUAGUGGGAAGUGCUCCAGGUUCGAUUACCGUGGAUGAAGAAGACGAUGAUGUCAAAUUAAUUUCCACUUCGAAACCAACUACAAAGAAGAUCGUUAUCGUGAAAAACAGUAAUGGCUCGGCGAAAAUUAUUCCCGCCAGGGAAAAACCUCGUGAUGCUACAUCACCAAUUUCUCCUAAAAAUGUUAGCAUCAAGACAACGACCAUUACGAUAAAGCCGCCCUCAGAUCAGCUAUCACCACAAUCUACGCGAUCAUCCGCUCAAUCCCCUCCGCUCCGAUCGGCUCAACUAAUUCAAGCUAGCAGUGGAGGCCAGAUUGUUAUCACUAGUAAGGGGACCGUUCUGACGACGCAAUCGCCAACCACUUCAACCGCCAAAAGUCAUGUGGCCAUCACACCAAAAACACAGCUAGCCCACGCCAGCUCGAAAACUACAGCAUCAGUUUCGUCUGUAUGCAGCGUCAGUGCUAUCAGUAGCUCCACUUCCAGCAAGUCUCUUCUCGCAUCAGGUACGAGCAAUGUGAAAACUCCUAUUAAGAUUUGCGUACAGUCACAAGAAAUUAUUCAUAUGCCAGCAAAAUCACGAUCCGCACAGAAAUCUAAUGAAGCGUCUCAUAUCGCUAAACAAAUGGAGAUGCCACAGAUUAAAAAGUCUGCAACAAGCCCACCAAAGAAAGUUCUUGCUAAAAAGUUAUCGGAAGGAAGUGCGACGACUGAAAAGCCGCUAUUUUCAACGUCAAAAGGUGCGCCUAUUACACCCACAAAGGCAACUACAUCGGCCGUAAAUCCAGGAAAAAAGGGCCAUCGAGUGAUCAAAAUUUCUCCACAAAAGCUUAAGGAAUUCACACGUCUUGGAAUGGUAGAAGACAAAGGUCAAGGCAAGGUACUGACAGCUAGCGGAAUGAAAAAGUUUCGACAGGAGCAACUGCUUCUACAACAACAACAACAUCAACCUUCGAUUUCUUCAGGAAAACAGGAAAAAGCACCGCGUACUGCUUCUGUUGACGAAGAACCAUCGACAUCGACUCCUACGCCACCCCCGUCGAACUGCGCUACUGCUGAGGUAGUUGUUGCAGCAGCAGCAGAUUCCUCGGUAAAAGAAAUUCCGACAAUUGCACUAGAAACAGAUGAUUCGCCGGAAAUUACACCGGUUGCCUCCUCUACUCACUCCCCUGCAAAAUCAGCUUCACCCGCUGCAACAACAUCCAUAGAAUCAAAUACUGAGUCGCCAAAUGAAGAAAAUGAAGCUGACGCGACAAUUUCAAAUCUAGAGUCGCUGGCCGAGAGUAACUCGGUACAAACCUCUCAUAAUAAACCAGUUCAACAGCCAACCGAAACCAGAGAAUCAUCCGCAGAAACGCCGUCAGCCGAAGCAACUGAAUCCGGGUCAAACGUUCAGGAAUCCUCCCAACUAAUAGCCGUUCCAGCGGAAAAUUUCGGCGGUCCUGCCAAUCUCUUCUACCUGUGCUCGGUACGAGAGGAGGGAUUUGUUCCCGUGAACAACGAACUGCUUUACCUCGAUUCGUCUAAUCAACUGGUCGCUCUGCCGGAAAAUGCAUCAGUAGAAGACAUCGUCAGUCAGGCCGAGGUGCUCGAGAUUCCUGCUGGAAGUGAACAGGCCGCGAUAGCUGCAGCCACAGUUGCAGAUUUAGAAGGUGCGGUUGAGGGGCAACAAAACAUUCUGCUCAACACUCAAGACGGGCAGCAGAUUAUUCUAGACCAGCAGAGUCUAAUGGCGCUGGCAGCCGGAGGGGACACGUCACAGCUUCUAACACCCGAUGGACAGCAGAUUCUUUUACAAGGAUCUGCCCAAGAGCUGCUGGCAGCACUUGCGGUUAGUCAAUCCGGCCUCGGAAUAGUGGCUGCCGAGGGUACCCAGAUAAUUGUUGCACCGGACUCGUUGAUCGAUCUGCAAGAUGCACCACUUCCUGGGGAAAUUAUCCAGGUGAAUCCGAAUACAACGGUGGAAACAAAUGCUGUUCUGACAAAGCCACCGAUUAUGUCAACGGUGGAAGUUCCUACUAAAAAUGGUAACGGAACAGAAACUUCUGCCCAUUCGCCGGAGCAGAAAGUCCUGGACACUGCUGCGACGAAUCUCGACGAAAGCUUAGCUGCCGUUAUUGGAGUAUCCGCAAAUUCGCACGUACCCACAUCACUGGAACUGCCAAUCACUGUCACAAAUCCGGUUAUUGCCAAAACGACGACCAGCAAGAUCAAUCCGAUCUAUCCUUCGACGACGGCCGUUUCAGCGAUUGGCAUAGAUCCAGCAGCCGUGGCAGCGACAGUAAUCGAGCUUCCAACGGUAGUACAAGCAGGUAUUGAUAGUUCGCACGUUGGAACACUCGAGACUAACUCUAGUAACGACAAAAAUUGUGAUUCAGAUCAGCAAACAAUCGGUACUGCUGAUGAGUCUGGACAUAUGACAGAGACUAACGGUAAAAGUACUGACGAAGAUGACGAGAAUUGUAAGGCCGAACGUGAAAAUGAUUUAGAUGAAAUUAUUCCUAAUACCCCGGAAUCACAAAUGAACAGUCAUGCCGAGAUAGCGUCUCAGUUCAGUGAUGAUGAAUCAGAAGCACCAGUCCCAAUCCCAAACGUCGACGAAGACGACGAAGAUGUUGCCUCGAACUGUAGUGAAAUCAUUCCCAUACAGCCGAACAUAGUAGUUAUGAGAAACAUGAACAAUGAACUUAUCAGUAAUAACGAUAACAGUAGUGACAUGGAUAUAGAAGAUACUAAUCCGGGAAACGAGGAAAAUAAUCCGGGUUUGCCGUCAACCCCGGAGACGCACGUGUUCGACGGUGCCAACAAUAGUGCAGUAGUUGAAAGAUAAUAUCUAGCGAGCGGAAGUGGAACGUAUCUAAAUUUUACCACAGUGGCACAGGCUGAGCUGGUAGGUGGUCCUUACAGUGCGAUUCCAACGGCAGAGCUGCACAUUCUGCCAAUUCCAUCCGGCAACACUGCCCCGGCUCGGCAAUAUCGAUCUAAACCGGCACCACCUGCUGCUAGCUCAGCCGGGAGUGCUGCUGCGGUGCGUUCAUUUUCAUCCUCAUCAUCCAUUUUGUUGACCGACCGCGGUAAUACCAACACAAGCGACUCCAGUAGCCUCACCAACAACAUCAACAACACUAUUUUCUCGUCAUCAGAGCAUCUGUUCUUCUAAAUCUGCGCAAUUGCGAGAAGUCUUUCCAUAGACCCUCUGACAUCAAUCAAAUCAAUAUGGGAUUAAAACAGGUCUUUUGCCACAUUUGGACAGUAACCGGCGUCCGGGACCUCAGUAUGACUUUCUACCUGUUGGAAGCAUGAGAGACGUCUAUAAUCCUGGUUCGACGU